This is a messenger RNA of Physella acuta, 5022 nucleotides long. RefSeq names its product multiple C2 and transmembrane domain-containing protein 1. NCBI's taxonomy places the organism in Eukaryota, Metazoa, Mollusca, Gastropoda, Physidae. The record is from RefSeq and is a predicted model, not a curated record. Gene Ontology annotation, molecular function: calcium ion binding. Gene Ontology annotation, cellular component: synaptic vesicle membrane. Gene Ontology annotation, biological process: regulation of neurotransmitter secretion.
UUCGUGUCAGGCUGGAUGGAUGACCUACCUGUUACACGGAGUUUCGUUCAUUAUUUAGCCCUCGUGUCCUGGGUUUGUUGUGCUGUCUUCAUACCGACGCUGGAUUUCGUCUGGAUUAGCAGAUUUAUAAAAUAAUGGUGUUAUUGUUUUCCUGCCCAGGCUGAGCAAAUUUCGCCAUUGUUGUUGCUCAGUUGGACGUAUGCAUGUCUAUGUGUAUGUCGGGAUAUCCUGGGUUAUGUAAACAAGACGUACACCGUGCUCGCUGUGUGUGACCUGUCGUCAUGUCGGCGGCCGUGACCUCCAAAAAUGGAGGAUUUGCUCCAGAGUUUCAGGAGAUCCAAAUCCCCGAGCACUUGUCGAGGAGUAAGAGACGGACCCUAAAAAAACUUAAAAGCCUCUCAAGUCCGGACACGAGCAGGGUGACGUCAGAUCCGCCUGUCAUAAUGUCUGCCGACCUUGAGGUCCCCACUUCCGGCGAGCCUCCCCCAGCCGGUAAAACGAAACAUCGGAUAAAAUUAUGGGAUAGUUUUCUCAGCAAGACAAAAAACAUGCGCAUCCGGAAGAAAGAGAAGCACCCAAAACUGAAGCGUCGCUCGUCCAGCCAGCCAAACAUUCCCAUCACAUCCCGUAACAAGCCUGCUGGCGAGGGCAUAAACAAAUCUUUACCCGUCUCAAAUGGCAAUGACGCCGAAGACUCGACUGACUCUAGACGCGCAAGACUCAAGCACCAGAAGGAGCUUAGGACGAGCGCGUCCAGUCUGGCCGAGUCACCUUCCAAAAUGUCCAGCGGCGCUGACCACUUGCAGCAGACGUCACCGGUCAGCAUGCAGGACACCGAGAGCUUCAGCUACCAGUCGUACAGUGAGAUCUCCAACAAUCAACCCUCCAUCACUGAUCCGACCUUGACCCUUGACCAAGAAGGUCAAGGUUCGGUGGACGAUACGUACAGCCAGUUAGGACGCGGGGCGUCGGUAGAUAAGGAGGACCUGGAGUAUGACGACGACGAUGAAAGGUAUAAGGAGAACGAAGAGGCAGAAGAUGACGUCCCAGUCCUGGUCCAGAGCUCGCUGUCGAAAUCAACGAGAUCCCACCGGAGCAGACUCGAAGAACGUCUGAUCAAGCCAGUAAUAACGUCUGCGGACCGGCCUAAACACGGGGCUUAUAGAGCGGUCAGUUUCCGCCCCAGUGAGCAGCUGGACGAUGGGUCACGUGAUCAGUCGGACGAUGAGUCGUGUAGUGACGACUACGAGACCGCCGACGAGGAUCCAGGCUCAGGGCCACUGGGACACCAACUACAGCAACAUUCCUUUUUUGUGCUACACGUUCACCUGAAGGAGGGCAAGGACCUGGUCAUCCGGGACAGCUGUGGAACCAGCGACCCGUAUGUGAAGUUUAAGAUUGGAGGCAAGUUGCUGUACAAAAGUCGCACCAUCUACAAAAACCUGAACCCAAAGUGGGAUGAGCAGUUCUCUAUACAUAUAGAGGAUAUCACCAAGCCCAUCAACAUCAAGGUGUUUGACUAUGAUCGUGCCUGGAACGAUGACCCGAUGGGUGGAGUGGACAUUGAUGUCACAACGUUGGAGGUCAACAAGGCAACAGAACUGAAACUUUUACUAACGGAAAGAGGCAACACGGAAUACAUGGGUUACCUGAUACUCAACUGCACAUUGUCGCCUAAAACUAAUGAAGACAAAGAACAGGAAACCAAUGCCAAAAGAUCGCUCUUUCGGCGAUCAACUCGCUCCACGGAAUCGGCGACUGCGUCCAAAAAACUGAAAAUGCAGCUGUGGAACGGAGUGGUCAACAUUAUACUCGUGGAAGGUUCGAAUCUCGUUUCCAUGGACGACAAUGGUCUCAGCGAUCCUUACGUGAAAUUUAAACUGGGCACUGAGAAAUAUCGAAGCAAAUUUAAAAGUAAAACAUUGAACCCACGAUGGCUGGAACAGUUUGAUCUUCGACUUUUUGAUGACCAAACUGCACUGCUGGAGAUUUCUGUUUACGAUCACGACACAAGGGGAAAAGAUGACUUUAUGGGCAGAGCUGUGAUAGACUUGUCUCAGUUGGAGAGAGAGAGGACACACACAAUUGUACAGCCUCUGGAGGAUGGUGCUGGCACCAUUAAAUUGUUACUUACUGUCAGCGGCACUUUUGGUGGGGAGUUGACCUCUGACCUAGCCAAUUACACACCUAAUCCGCUUGACAAGGACAACAUUGUUAGCAAAUAUGGGCUGUUAAAUUCUCUAAGGAAUAUAGAUGAUAUUGGGCACUUAGAGGUAAAAGUAUUUCGCGCCCAUGGUUUGCAGUCAGCAGACUUUGGGGGUCUCAGUGAUCCAUUUUGUGUGAUAGAGUUAAUCAAUGACAGAGUGCAGACACAGACAGAGUACAAGACACUCAACCCUGAGUGGGCUAAGGUUUUCACAUUCAAUGUGAAAGACAUACAUUCAGUGUUGGAAGUAACUGUAUAUGAUGAGGAUCGAAAUAAAAAAGUUGAAUUUCUAGGGAAAGUUGCAAUACCUUUGUUAAGGAUCAAAAAUGGAGAAAGAAGAUGGUAUGCCUUAAAAGAUAGAAAAACUCUACACAAAACCAAAGGUGCCAUCCUAUUAGAAAUGGAUAUGGUGUAUAACCAUUUGAAGGCAGCAAUACGAACCGUAAAUCCCAAAGAAGAAAAACUCAUGUUACCUGAUCAAAAGUUUAAAAUAUCAACAAUGAAACAGAACAUCAAUAGGGUUUCUCAGAUAAUUGGUGUAUUUAUUGAUACAGGACGAUUCAUUCAGAGCUGCUUUGAUUGGCAGUCACCACCUCGUACUAUCACUGCUUUCAUAGUAUAUCUUGUGGCUGUAUGGAAUUUUGAACUGUACAUGUUGCCUAUUUCUUUAUUAUUAAUAUUUAUAAAGAACUUAGUCAUUGCACAAAUUGUUGGUAGUUUCAAGAAAGAACCAGUUGAAGAUGACUAUUUUGUGGAGGAUGAAGAUGAUGAUGAAGAUGAAAAAGACAAGCAAGAAGAAAAGAAAAGUAUAGUGGACAGAUACCAUGCUAUACAAGAGGUGUGUUUGCAAGUGCAACAAGGACUUGACACAGUUGCUUGCCUUGGGGAGAGAGUUAAAAACACAUUCAAUUGGAGUGUACCAUGGUUGUCUGCCCUUGCUGUGAUAGCUUUGAGUGCUGGAAUUAUUGUACUCUAUUACAUUCCAUUAAGAUAUUUGUUAUUGGCAUGGGGUAUAAAUAAGUUUACUAAGAAACUACGCAAACCUAACGCCAUCUCUAAUAAUGAAUUGUUGGAUUUUCUGUCACGCAUUCCAUCUGACAAUGAAUUGCUUCAGUACCGAGAGUUGAGACCAGAUAUACCAGCCAAUACCACAUCCUCAAAGAAGAAAAGAGCAUAGCUGGGAGUCAUGCCUUCCACAUGAUGUGCCUUCCACGACAUUCAACUUUUUAACUGACAUUUAUGCCGUUUUCUUCUCACUUUUUCUUCUGUUGCUAAAUUUGUAAAUAUAAUGUGAAAUACUGUGUACAUUGUUGUUUUUUUUUUAAUUCUUCAAUCUUUAACUUUUCUGCAAUUUGCUCUUGGAAUUAUUUACAUUUUGUAUUAAACUCAGGAAUAUUAAUACCACACCUUCCUUAAAAAUGUAGGUAUCAUUGUAAAAGAAUACCUAUAUUUAUCCUCCCCUAUUAUUUAUUUGUUGACAAAAGAUCAAUUUGAAGAAUUAGAUUAAAGAAAUCCAGAGAUAUAAGUUAAAAGUAAUCAUUGAAGUAAAUUGUCGUGUGAUUAUGUUGAGGCAGCAUAUAAUUGCUUUAUGUUCAUCAACUCAAAAAGCCCUGUGUGUUCAGCUCAAUUUAAUUUUGGUGUUACAUGAGCGAAGCUUGCUCAACAAAUCUGACUUUUUUAGAAUGAACAUACCAGUAAUUUUUGUUGACUUAGUUGUGUUCCAUGAUUGUCAUUUAGUUUUAUAAACGGUUGUAUAGCAUCUCUGAUAUUUGAAAUAAUGAUUCUUGUAAUACCUUUAGAUUAGCUAAAAAAACCUCUAGCAUUCAUUAGAUGUUUUAAAUGUAGGUACCUACAAGUGUGUUGACACAAAAGUGCUCUAUUUUAGAAACUCAAUUAUUUUCAAUUAUAUGUUAUCUUUUUAAAACCACUGAGAAUUCUUUUUUACAUUAUUUACCAAAAAUAAUUUCAAAUGCUAUUUUCAAAAAAACUUCAUCUGAAAUUUUUUAUAAGUGGGCCUGUUACUGUUAGCGUUUACAAUUUUAUAGUACAUUUGUAAGGGUUUAUUGACUUGGGUUUGAUUCAUACUGUAUUUGGUUAGAAACUUUACAUUUUGGGUAAAGGGGGGGAUUGCAUCCAAAUUGUAACUUUUAAAAAGGCUUUUUUAGAUGCCACUUAUUCUUUUCAGAUUAAAAUUUUCACACUGGAAAAACUUAAGAAAGCUAUUUGGUGCACUGCAAGUGGCCAUGUUAUUGAUUGCAGCAAAUCUCGAUUGAAAUAGAAUUUGCUAAUUUUUGUUGAACACUAAACUCAAAAUUUAGCACUCUUCCAUUGAGUCUUAAAGGCUUAAUUUCGUCUCGCUAAAUUCUGUUAGUUAAAAAAUAGUGUUCAUCUUCAGCAAUCUGCAUAGCCAGUUAAGAAAAGCUAUAAUACAUUUGUCGUGUUUCCUAUUUCGAUUUAAGACAUCUGUGCAAUAGCUACAUUAGCAAUCCAGAGCCAAACAUAAUCAGCUAUUUGAAUAAGUAUUUUUUUAAACAUUCUCUUGAUGUCUGCAUGAUGAAUUUUUCCCCUUUUUAGAUAGUUUAAGUAUCAAUGUUAUGAAUUUUUUCUUCUAGUAGUGUGCAGGUGAUCAAUACAAAAAGUUUCUAAUUCUAGUCACUAAAGCUUUGUUGACAUAAUAGCUUUGUGACAGAGCAUGCAGGUUGAAAAAAAGGAAAAUUUAAAUAUGGUCAAGAAAUUCAGUUUUUUAAACUGGAGUUGGCACAAUUGCAAUAUUUUAUAUUAACUUAAUGUUAUUUUCAUAAAUAAAAUAUAACAUA